Messenger RNA from Tarenaya hassleriana, 1374 nucleotides. Its product is annotated as phosphoglycolate phosphatase 1B, chloroplastic-like. Bases 57 to 1169 code for a protein of 370 amino acids. The transcript is spliced from 12 exons. Gene Ontology annotation, molecular function: phosphatase activity. The record is from RefSeq and is a predicted model, not a curated record. Lineage: Eukaryota; Viridiplantae; Streptophyta; Magnoliopsida; Brassicales; Cleomaceae.
UUAUUUGUUUUUAGAAAAAGAAAAGUUUCAAGCGGAAACGGAAAAGGGAGGAUAGGAUGCUUGGCAGAGCAGUUGUUGCUUCUGCAGUUUCACCAGUCUCUUCCUCUUCUUCUUCAUCUGCUUUCUGUCUCUCGCCGAAGCUCAAUUUCUCCGCCGUCUGGAGCCUCUCCGGCGUCCAAUCUUCGCCGUUUCUCGGUUCCUCUCUCCUCAGAUGUAAGAGCGACCGCAAGCCUCUCCGCAUGACGAGCUCCAGUGUCGCGGUCCGAGCGGCGGGGCAGCCGCUGGAGAACGCCGAUGAGCUCAUUGACUCUGUCGAGACUUUCAUCUUUGACUGUGACGGAGUGAUAUGGAAAGGAGACAAACUGAUCGAGGGAGUUCCUGAAACUCUGGAUAUGCUCCGUGCUAAGGGAAAAAGAUUGGUUUUUGUCACAAACAACUCAACAAAGUCAAGGAAACAAUAUGGCAAAAAGUUUGAGACUCUCGGCCUUACUGUUAGCGAGGAAGAGAUAUUUGCUUCAUCUUUUGCUGCAGCUGCCUACUUGCAGUCCAUCAAUUUUCCAAAAGAUAAGAAGGUUUACGUGGUUGGUGAGGAUGGCAUCUUGAAAGAACUUGAGCUAGCUGGCAUUCAAUAUAUUGGAGGGCCGGAAGACGGUAAAAAGCAGAUUGAACUAAAGCCAGGAUUUUUGAUGGAGCAUGAUAAGGAUGUAGGAGCUGUUGUGGUUGGAUUUGAUCGUUAUUUCAACUACUACAAAAUACAGUAUGCAACACUCUGUAUCCGUGAAAACCCUGGGUGUCUUUUCAUUGCUACAAACCGAGAUGCAGUCACCCACCUUACUGACGCUCAGGAAUGGGCAGGUGGUGGUUCCAUGAAUGGAGCUAUUGCUGGAUCUACUCAACGGGAGCCUCUGGUUGCUGGAAAACCCUCAACUUUUAUGAUGGAUUAUUUAGCAGACAAAUUUGGAAUUCAAAAGUCACAGAUAUGCAUGGUGGGUGAUAGAUUGGACACUGACAUUUUGUUCGGACAGAACGGCGGUUGCAAAACUCUCCUCGUCCUCUCUGGUGUUACAACACUCUCAAAGCUUCAAAGCCCUGAAAACAAGAUCCAACCAGAUUUCUACACGAGCAAGAUCUCAGAUUUUCUAUCCCCAAAGCCUGCCGCUGCUGUGUAAAAUCAAUAACUCCAGCUACAUACAUAUAUUAUAUUAUAUAUACAUGAGAUAUCAUCACUUAUCGGUUAGAAAGAAUGUAAAAGCACCACUUAAAGACAAGAGAAGGACCCAUCUGUAUGACUUUUUUUUUAAAUCCAUUCUUUAGUGGUUAAUAGUGUCUGUGAUUGUGAUGAAUAACAGUUGAUGAAGCCUUUCUUUUCCACAA